Messenger RNA from Rhopilema esculentum, 3360 nucleotides. RefSeq lists its product as uncharacterized. Lineage: Eukaryota; Metazoa; Cnidaria; Scyphozoa; Rhizostomeae; Rhizostomatidae. The record is from RefSeq and is a predicted model, not a curated record.
UAAAAUUGUGGUGAUAAAACCAAAUCUGAGUUUUAGAAAGUUGUAUAAUUAGAUUAGGAUAAAUUUUCAAAACGAGGCCGUAAGUCGAAUUGGUGUAUACCAUCAAAAACUUCCGUCGUUGCUUAUGAUUGGUUGUGGGGUAAGUGCGACAAAUCGCAAACCUGGUCACGUGUAAAAUUAGAACAGUCUGUGUCCGCUUCUAUGCAAUUUUCAGUCUGGACAGGAUAUUCCCGUGCUAGGUGUUUCCGUUCUUGAAUCGACCAAUUUCCGAUAUUGUUUGGACGCCACACGAAUUGAAUAAUUUACUUCAUUAAUUUCUCAAUAAUAUUAAAUAAACUUAUCCUUGUGAAACUAAUUAUAAGGGAAGUUUUUCCGUUAAGUCAUUACCUCAUCAACUUAUGACGUAAUAAACUGCGCUUCGAUAUCGGAAAUGGCCUCACUUGGAAGCAGUCAGCAACGGGAAAAGACAUGCUGUGAGAGCGUUGCAACAAUAUUUCAACAAAAAAACAAACAUCUGGAUCGCCUCAAAGACCAUGAUCAACUGUUCCAUUGAGAAUUCUAAAUGCCAAGAUAAAUAAAAUAUCUGGAAAUUAAAUAUUUGUCCAGAUCUCAAUUAUGCUUAAGGAUGUUUUGAAAGCAUGUCUUGCGAUGCAGUGAAAUUCGAAAAUUAUUUCAAAUCGUUUUGAGUGUCUUUCUUGAAACAAUAUUAUUGACAGCUGAUCCAUUUAAAUAAUUCCCGACACCUUGUGCAAAACAAAGAUAAACGCGUGGAAACUGUUAACUCUGACAGCAGAAAGCUUGACAGCAAAGAUUUGUGAGCAUGGCCUUUUUACGAAAUAGGCAAGGAACUGAGAAGCUCCCAACAAUAGGAUUGGAUGAAAAAGACUUCAUUCAGGCUGGCAUUCGUUAUAAUCUGGUUUUUCUUGGUUCAAUGUUAGUGCCAACUCCUACAGGACACGGCAGCAGCAGGACAGCAAAUGCCGUCGAGAAAGUCUACAAUGAAAAAUACAAAGCGUUCGGAUAUGGUUCUAGAAAAGUCUAUCUCGAAAUUUCCGUGGAUGAUUUGAAGAUAAUAGAAACCAAUGGUGGAAAUCAGACAGUCGUUGCCAAGUUCCAGACAAACAGCCUGACCUAUUUUAACACUGAUUUGAAGUACGACAAAGCCUUUGUUUUUGUUGUCUCCGACGAGAAAGACAAAAGUUACAGGGCCUAUGUUUUUCAUUGUGAAAGUAGGGCCCGCGCUAGAGAAGUAGUAAUCAAAGUCAAAGAGGCUUUUCUAACGAGACAAAAUAAAGCAGAGGAAAUGAGGCUUAGAAGUUUCUCUGCGCCCUGCAGAGAUUUGGCGAAACCGAGAGGACAGUUUGAUAGUGGCCUAGCCCGUCACAAGGAAGAUGAGUGGGGCGUUUUCAAAGGGGGUACUUCAAACGACUUUCCAAGUGACAUCGAGGAGAACCAUCUCUUAAAUGCAAGACAGAGGAGUCAAACUGAGAUUCAUAACGUGAACAACCUUUUGUUAAGUGGACUGGAAAGUCGGAGUAAAAACAAUGGUGUCCCAGAAGAGGUGACUUCCCAUCCAAAUAGUUCCACACAGGUAGGACUUGAUGAGGCUGAUGAAUUUACUGAGCUGGCAGAAAAAAGGCUAAGAAGUUUUGAUGACAAGGCUUUACCUAAUUCUGGAGAGAGCUUUCUUCUUUUGGAUACCAGGCAGACACAGCCUUCAUCUGGUUUUCUUCAAAGCCAAAAUGUCAAUUCAAAUAAACAUGAAAUGGAAAAUGAAAAUCUCUUGCAGUUCUAAAAAUAGAUUGUUAAGUUAAAGUUUAGAUCUGAAUGAUUUCAGUACUUAAAAGAUCCUGAAACCUUUAUAAGCAUGUUAUUGAUAGAAAUAUAUGGUUUAAAAGGGGCCAUCCUGAAAUAGGGCAAUUUCAUCCAUAUUUGAAUUCCAAGCCAAUAUUGCAGAUAGGGAUGUGUGUUUUUGUUUUAUAAGUUGCUACUUGACAUUUGUUUACAAAAUUGCAGUGCAGCAUCAUGUUUACCAUUUUCACCAAACUGCUGUUUAAAAGACAAAUUUUGAAUAUCUUGUUAAUUCUAAUAACAAAUACUGAAAGAUGUUUUAAUGGUAUUAUUUAAAGGAUAAUUUGCUUUUCUUAUUAGAAUUCAAUGCAGUUACCAACACAAGGUUUAUAAACCAAAAUUUUUGUAAUGACCAACACAAAACCAGGCCUUUUUGUUGCAAGUUUUUUUCAUAUUAUAUAAUUGCUUUUCAAAGGUAAAGAGUUUGAAGUAUAUUGAAGUUAUCAAAAUGUUGUUAACACACAAUACAGUGUUUUGCUAAAAUGUUCAUAUAUCUUUUGUUUCUUUUUCAUAAAGGAAAUUACUACCACACUUCUUAAAAUUAAUUUACCAUUUCAAACUUAAUUGAUCCUUUAAUAUUCCUAACAUAACCAACAACGAUUAACAUCUUUCAUUGAGUUUGGUGACCAAACUUACAGGAUGAUCACCAUCAAAAUUAAUAAAAACAUUUUUGCCAACAGCAUUUGAUCCAUCAUCAAGUCAUGACCCAGUGAAAUCAAAAGUUUUUGGCAGAAUAACUCAUUGUACUACAGAUCUUUUAAACACAUUCAAAAGAUCACAAAACAAAACAAUACUCAAUUUGGCUCAAACCCCUUGAUGUUUAAUCUACAUUUUCCAUAUCAAACCAAAACAUUUUCCCACAUUAUAUUUGCAUUCACUAUUUUAGUUAUCUUUUUUGACUUUAUAAAAUUUAUAGCAUACACAGCACUGACAUUGCAACGUUCAUUCUGGCUACAAUUCUGGCUACAAUUCUGUAAAUAUUUGUUUUAUACCAAAGGUUGAAAAUUUUCCAACUGCCAACUGUAGGUUGAAGAAUCUUUCUAAACAAUUGUGUUGUUGAAAUGGAAUGUUUUUGAUGGGGUUGACCUUCUAAAGUUGCAGAACAGCCUACCCUGCUUGGUAUACCCAAAGGAUAAUAUUGACACAAGCAUCAUAAAUGUGCAAUGAUUCUAACUGAUUCUCUGGUAAUUAAAUUCAAUUCCUUAGAUACUACACAUUCAGCAUUAGUUGUUAAAUUUGCAAAUCUGAUUUAAACAAUUUCUGUUAUAUUUUAAAAAACCUGACCUCUGGCCAUGCAAUAUGUAUUGCUAAAAAUUGCUUUGUUGCUGUAAGCUUCAGAGAAAAUGUUGAAAACAUGUGUAUAAUUUUGGUGGUUGGUUAGAUAUCAAAGGCUUUAGUUAAAUAAUAUAUUAUUUGAAAUUAUUGUAGAAAUUCAGAGCAUGAAUAGAGAACUUUUGUAACUUUCAUGUUUAAAGAUGAUUCUUGUUAUAGAAAAAUUCUACUGAAAAA